Messenger RNA from Cuscuta campestris, 2525 nucleotides. NCBI's taxonomy places the organism in Eukaryota, Viridiplantae, Streptophyta, Magnoliopsida, Solanales, Convolvulaceae. The record is from the annotation of a GenBank genome assembly.
AUGGCAAGAAUGUUAAAGGAAGACCUGUUAGAAUCCUCUUAUAGCUGGGAUAAAACCAUCCUGUGUUGUGUUCUAGGGGCUAACCCUCCAUUGAAAAUAAUGGAUGGAUUCUUACGCAGAAUCAAAAUUGAGGAAAUAUCAGUUUUGAGAGAAGGGCAAUUUGUAGUACAUUUUGACAGAGAGGAACAUAGAGAGGAAGUCACCAAGAGGAAGUAUUAUUUUAUGGAUAAUAAACCUAUGCUGGUUCAAAAAUGAAAGCCAGGAGGAAGGAUAAGUCUGGAGGAGUUGUCUGAUAUACCAAUCUGGAUUAGACUUCCAGACUUGGACCUGAAAUUCUGGAGUCUCAAUGGGCUGAGUAAAAUUGGAAGCAUAAUUGGAAAGCCUAUCCGAAGGGAUAAAGCUACAGCUACAAUGUCUAAACUGGGAUAUGCUAGGAUCCAACUAGAAGUGGCCAUUCAAAAUAAUUUUCCAGAUAAGGUCAUGUUCCUUGAUGAGGAGAGUUAUCACACAAAGAGUAGAAUAUGACUGGUGCCCUACAAAAUGUGGGAAGUGCCAUAAGCUGGGACACUCAGGGGAGGCAUGUAGAAAUAAGCAGGGGAAAGAGGCUGGGAGCAAGAGUAAAACCAUGGUUUGGAGACCUAAAAAGAACACUGAAGAUAGAGACAAAGAGAUUGCUCAACCAACAGAAAGAGAGGCUGGUAUCCUAAAGGAAUACUCUAUUAUACAGAAGGCUACACCAAGGUAUGAAGAGGAGUUUCAAACUGUUGAUAAAAAGAAAAGUGCCAAGAGAGGUAUAGUGUAUGAAGAGCAGUUUGUGGGAGGAAUAAACAAUAUAUUCCAUGAUGCCCUUUAUGAGGGGCAUUACCCCUUUCUUGCAUGAUUGGUUGCUGGAAUAUUAGGGGCAUGAAUAACCCUAAUAAACAAGCAGAAAUAAGGAGUUUCAUUAGUGAGAAUAAAAUUGGUCUUAUGGCUAUACUAGAGACCAAAAUAAGGGAGAACAACUUUCAAGAGGUGGAAAAUAAGGUGGUUAGGAACUGGAAGUCUAUCACUAACCAUCAGGAAGAAUUUGGGUCACUUGGAAUCCAAGGGAAUACAAUAUCAUAAAAGUAAGAAGUACAGAUCAAUUGAUUCACUGUAAGGUCAGAAGAACUGGAGAAGUCAGCCAUGAUGAUAUCACUUUUAUCUACGCACAUAAUGAUGCAGCCCAAAGAGUGGAUCUAUGGGAGGACAUUAAGAUAAUAAACAGUAGUAUCAAGGGUGAUUGGAUCCUGAUGGGGGACCCCAGUUGGAAAAGAGGAGAUUAAAGAAUUUAGAGACUGUAUAGACUACUGUGGUCUAGAAGAAAUGCCUAUGGAAGGGGCUUACUAUACUUGGUCGAAUAGACAAACGCAAGGGAAAAUAAUUUACUCCAGAAUUGACAGGGCCCUUUGCAACACUGAUUGGAUGCUUAAAUAUGGAUCCAAGGUGGUGAUCAAGGAAGAGGGACUUUCUGAUCACUCACCACUAAUCAUUGUCCAAGGUUUAAAUAAGAAAGCGAGAAGCUUUAGAUUCUGUGACAUGUGGGUACUGGAUCAGGAUUUCUCCAAAAUUGUUCAAAAAGUGUGGGAUAAGGACAUGGCAGGAAGAUUCAUGUUUCAGGUCUGCAUGAGAUUGAAGGAACUGAAGAAACUCCUAAGAAACCUACAUAAAAACAGAUUUGGGCCUUCGUAUCAAAGAAGUGAGGUUAUUAGAACUAACCUACAACAGAUAUAGACAGAGUUGAAGAGGAAUCCAGGGGAUGGGGCUCUCAUUUUAAAGGAGAAGGAACAGAUUCAACUUCUCAAUAAAUCUAUAAGGGCAACAGAUUUGAUGGUUUCCCAGAUGUACAAGGGGGAAUGUGUUAGAAUAAGUGACCAACGCUAGAGGGGGGGGUGAAUAGCGUUUGAUCGUAGAAAUCGCAGGAAUAAAAAAUUAAGAACGUGAAAAGUAAAGAGUGUAGAAAGCGUAAAGGGAGCACACCAAGAUUUAUACUGGUUCACCACAACGUGUGGCUAAUCCAGUCUCCCGAGAAACUCUCUCGAGCUACACUACUUCCGUUAAGCUUACGGGUGCUUAACAAACCGUUACAACCUGAGAACUCGAGUCCCACGAGNACUCAAGAACAAGGCUCUCUUUUAGAGUAGAUGUUGAGUAAACUAUAUACGCUCAAGAACAACUCAAACUUCACAAAUUGGCUCUAGAAAGCUAUGAAAAAUGAUGUUGUUUGAAUGCAAUGAUAAUAUGAAUAUUGUGAAGUGAAUUGAUGAGAAAAGCAGACCCAAACACCCCUUUUUAUAGUUCCAAAGUAGGCUCCAACGGACCAAUACAUUAAAGGGGUGAUUGGCUUGAUUUAUGGGAUUGAAUAAAUUUGGGAUCUGCAGGAUAUUGGCUUCUCAUCGAUGUUUAGAACUUACCCAUCGCUGGUAAGCCAAUUUUCCUUCAGUUUUGAAGCCAACGGUUACCUACCCAUCGAUGGGUAUAAGCUUCUCAUCGCUAGGUGGGAGGUU